AUGAAACACCUCAUACUUUUUAUAUUAGUUACUACAUGCUUGAGGCUCUAUGAAGCUUGCGAAAAAAAUCGUGUUAUACUUCAUAACGAACUCGGUCCUGGUAGAGUUCUAACCUUCCAUUGUGCUUCCAACAAUGAUGAUUUAGGCAUACAAACCUUAGCCUUCAAUGCUUCUCCCUAUAUCAUCGCAUUCCAUGACGGUGUAUUUUUCUUAACAUCAUGGAAAUGUAUGUUAAGACAAGGAACUAACAUGGAAUAUUUUUAUGAAGUUCAAGUAUACAGAGCAGGACAGAUAUAUAAACCUAAAUGUGGCGAGAUACGUGUAUGGACGGCCAAACUUGAUGGGAUAUACUUUUCAAGAGAUCUUGUUACACCACCCGUUUUAGCACUGCGUUGGAAAAAAUAA
Messenger RNA from Eruca vesicaria subsp. sativa (arugula), 405 nucleotides. NCBI's taxonomy places the organism in Eukaryota, Viridiplantae, Streptophyta, Magnoliopsida, Brassicales, Brassicaceae. The record is from the annotation of a GenBank genome assembly.